CACAGCGAAGAACUACAACUCCCGGCAUGUCCCGCUGGGUGUCAUGUGGCAUGUCCGGCUUGCUCCCGUUGUCACGUGACACCGGAAAGAUGGCGGCCUUGACAGCGGAGAAUUUUGAGGCGCUCCAGAGCCUGCUGAAGGCCUCCUCGAAAGAUGUCGUCAGACAACUGUGCCAAGAAAGCUUUUCCAGUUCAGCCCUUGACUCAAAGAAACUCCUGGAUGUUACAUGUUCCAGCUUGUCUGUGACCCAGGAGGAGGCAGAGCAACUGCUCCAGGCUCUGCACCGCUUCACUAGGUUGGUGGCAUUCCGUGAUCUGUCCUCUGCCGAAUCAAUUCUGGCUCUCUUUCCGGAAAAUUUCCACCAAAACCUCAAAAACCUGUUGACAAAAAUCAUCCUGGAGCACAUAUCUACUUGGAGAACUGAAGCCCAAGCAAACCAGAUCUCUCUGCCACGCCUGGUGGACCUGGACUGGAGAGUGGAUAUCAAAACCUCCUCAGACAGCAUCAGCCGCAUGGCCGUCCCCACCUGCCUGCUCCAGAUGAAGAUCCAAGAAGAUCCUAGUCUGUGUGGAGACAAACCCUCCAUCUCGGCUGUGACCAUGGAACUGAGCAAGGAAACGCUGGACACCAUGUUAGAUGGUCUGGGCCGAAUCCGGGACCAGCUUUCUGCUGUAGCCAAUAAAUAGGCCAACGAGCUACAGAGCUGUGCUGGUUCAGUUCUCAGCACAAGGGCUGACAGUGGGCACAUGGCAGGAUGGUGGGGCUGCUGCUUUUCGGAAGCCCAGUGAAGGGAAGGAAGCAGCCAAGCCCAUUGCCAUUCUUUCUCUUCCUCAUUUUGUUUCUUUUCCUGGUGAUGAGCAGAAGCCCCCACCUCUGGGAAGGCCCCAUGUGAAGUUGAGUUACUGCCGUGACUAUUCGAGGGAACAUGUUCUUUAUAUCAGCCGCCCGAGCGCUGCUGUGGAAAACUCGCGCCCAAACUGUGGAGCUUACCUAAUGAGUUGACCUCCAGCAUUAGCACAGAUAAGUUCAUUUCCAGCCCCAGAAUCCAUGGAGGGAAUUAGGGGUGAUGCCAGCAGCGCCAGCUCGCCCAUCAGAGAAGCCAGCAGACAGAAAACAGUGCAGCACCCCAGCACGAUCCCUCAGAGCCUUCCCUGAGCUUGCGGCCCUGCUGGGCUAAAGCUCCAAUUCUGAAAACUGAAACAUGCUAUUUUCUACUACUCCUGGGUGAGAAAGUGGAAACAAUUGGAAAUAAAUAACAGUUUUAUGAUUCUG
Molecule: messenger RNA, 1272 nt
Organism: Cricetulus griseus (Chinese hamster)
Lineage: Eukaryota; Metazoa; Chordata; Mammalia; Rodentia; Cricetidae
Source: RefSeq, a predicted model, not a curated record